Messenger RNA from Loa loa (African eye worm), 327 nucleotides. RefSeq lists its product as hypothetical. Gene Ontology annotation, molecular function: alpha-1,4-glucan glucosyltransferase (UDP-glucose donor) activity. Gene Ontology annotation, biological process: glycogen biosynthetic process. The transcript is spliced from 2 exons. The record is from RefSeq and is a predicted model, not a curated record. Gene Ontology annotation, cellular component: cytoplasm. NCBI's taxonomy places the organism in Eukaryota, Metazoa, Nematoda, Chromadorea, Rhabditida, Onchocercidae. The annotation marks the transcript as partial.
AUGGCAACAGCAAAAAAUGAACUACCACCAAUCUGUACGCAUAAUAUGGUGGAUCCAUCCGAUCACGUACUAAAUGCCCUUCGUCGAACCCAACUUAUCAAUAAUCCUAGUGAUCGAGUUAAAGUUAUUUUUCAUCCAGAAUUCUUAUCAUCAGUUUCACCGCUAAUAGGCCUUGAUUAUGAGGAGUUCGUUCGAGGAUGUCACAUUGGCGUCUUCCCAAGCUAUUAUGAACCUUGGGGCUAUACUCCGGCUGAAUGUACAGUGAUGGGAGUACCAUCUGUGUCUACAAAUCUUUCCGGUUUCGGUUGUUUCAUUCAGGUAUCAAUG